AUGGAUCUAACACGAGAGGAACGCAUGCGAUCGCGCAUGCGCGGUGCUGCACGUCAUCAGGUCCAGAACGCAGACUUCGGAGACCUGUUUACGAUUCCUAUCGUCGCAUCUAAUACCGAACCACAGCCAGAGCGCGAACCUGAACCUGGAGCCUCAGAAUCGGCAGCUCCACCGUCAGGGCCGGCAGCUCCCUCACCAGUCCCGGCGACAAGCCAGCACGUGAGCCCAAAUACGUCAGCAAAGAGGAGGCGGCUGGAUGAUCGAGGCACUGCUGCCCCGGUCCCACAGUCGCGUUCGCCAGUCCAGCCUCAAAGGCAGUCAAGCUCCGCAACCCGGCGAUCACAACGACUCUCUCAAUCACCCACCAGCAAUGAUCCUUAUGACCCUGCGAAUGCUCCUGCCCCGGCGGACGAGCCUGAAUCCCUCCCGAAAUCUACACCCCCAAGUCGUGCUUCGGCCAGCCGCGCAUCGGGCAGCAGAUUUGCAGCUCCACUGUCAGCAGCGCGCAGUAUUCCAGCACAAUCCUCGCCCCUCUCGAUAGUUCAGCAUGCUGAGGAGGUGGGCGAAAGUCCGGCUGACCAGCCCGGCAGCGGCCAGCGGAGGCGAGUACGGCCGAUCCAAGCCGUGACAUCCAGUGCGCUGUUGCAGUCAGCUCUACGGGCCGACAACUACGAUACCCUUGAAGGCAUGAUGCCAUCCUCAUCACCCCUGACGCGAAAGUCGAGGAAGAGUGUCGCAGCGACGACGGUCUCGGCACCAUCAACCCGGACGAGCCUACGGAGGAGUUCGCGGUUGUCCGGCAGUAGCGAUGAUGGGAUUAAUGAGCUCUCAUCGGACGUACUAGAACCCGUUGAGGAAGUCAGCCCCCCGAAGGCGCGGACCAGUCAACUGCGAUCGGAAGCCGAAGCUGAAUCUGCAGAAGUCCAGGAGAGCGUUAUCGAUCAGACCGCAGCAGAUGACGAUCUGGAAGCUGAAGAAGCACAGGAAGUCGAUGGCACAGAAGCUGCGCGUCACAUUGGGAGGAAGCGCCAACGAAGGAGCAAGGCAGUUAGGUCGCCUGAACUGGUGUAUGAGGAGGUCACAGAAGAACCAAGUUCAAAACGCCUUCGCACAGGUCCGCCUCAGAAAUCAAAGAAGUCUCCGGCAAGGCAAAGACAGCCGAGAGCGCCGCGAGCGAAAUCGAACAAACAGAAAUCAGCACGGGGGAAGAGCGGAGAUGCCACAGGGCAGCCUAUCUCGGUGAAGAUCCAGCGCUUUACGAAACCAAGGCGUCUUGACGAAGACGAUCCGGAAGCGGAUGAUAUUCUUAAUACUGAGAUACCAUUCGCCGACCGGGCCGGCGUCAACGCUGUGGAUGUCCUGGCCCAGAUGUGCGAGGAACUCAUCAGUACGAGUCUGCAUAAGUUGCAGGACACCUUCGAUAAUGCACAGGACGCUGCUACAAAGAAGGAAAUCCGGGUAAAACUCAGGGCCUUGGAGGCUUUCCAAGAGGAGCUGAGAACCCGUUUCUUAGAACACACCAUCGCCCUCGAUGCGCUAUACGCGCUGAAGAAGCGCGUCCGCGAAGCACAAAAGAACAAGCUGCAGUUGCGGGAGAGAAUUAUUCAAAUAAGGGCUGAGAGGGAGCAGGUCGCCCUCCGAAUGGAUGCCGUCAGGAUGAAACACGAAGAGGACGGCAAGGAGGCUUUGCACAACAUCAAAUUAUCAGCGGCAAUGCACGACGUUGAUCUUGCGAUGGAGCAGGGAAGGGCCGCCCCCGAGCUUUCAGCCAAAGACCAGAAAACGGCAGACCUUGCGAACCUGGAGUUGCUCAUCGACAGAGUCAGGGAACAGGCAUGUAGCGAUUGCCCUGGGGGAGGCAAUUUGAGGCAUAUCAAGAGCUUCAAUGCGUUCUUGGAGCGUGCUGCUGCCGCGUUGUAA
This is a messenger RNA of Diaporthe citri, 1920 nucleotides long. RefSeq lists its product as uncharacterized. The record is from RefSeq and is a predicted model, not a curated record. The transcript is spliced from 4 exons. NCBI's taxonomy places the organism in Eukaryota, Fungi, Ascomycota, Sordariomycetes, Diaporthales, Diaporthaceae. The coding region runs from base 1 to 1920 and encodes 639 amino acids.